AUGGCCGUUGUUCGCUUCCUUAUCUUCAUCCUUCUCAUCCUCAUCUGUCUCCCUUCCCAAUGCGUUUCCGUUCCUGAAUCUGAAGCACUCCUCAAGCUCAAACAAUCAUUCACAAACUCACAGUCUCUUUCUUCAUGGGUCCCUAAUCAAAACCCGUGCUCUUCAAGAUGGGUUGGUGUGAUUUGUUUCGACAACAUCAUAUCGAGUCUUCAUCUCUCUAAUUUAGGACUCGCGGGUAAAAUUGACAUUGAUUCUCUAUUACAGAUUCCAUCCAUAAGAACCAUAAGUUUCGCUAACAACUCUUUCUCUGGUCCCAUUCCCGAGUUCAAUAAACUUGGUGCUCUUAAAGCUCUUUACUUAGCACAAAACCAAUUCUCAGGACCUAUUCCUCCACAAUAUUUUUCACAUUUAGCUUCUCUGAAAAAAGCAUGGCUCAACAACAACAACUUCUCAGGAAAUAUACCAGAAUCGUUAACAAAUCUCCGUUUCCUCGGCGAGUUACAUCUCGAAAAUAACGAGUUCUCCGGUCCUAUUAUAGAAUUAAAGCAAGAUAUUAAAUCAUUUGACGUAUCUAACAAUAAGUUACAAGGUUCAAUACCAGCUACAAUGUCUAGGUUCGACGCAAAAUCUUUUGCAGGAAAUGAAGAGCUUUGUGGGAAGCCUCUUGAUAAAGAAUGUGAUCCUUCUUUGAUUUCAAUGCCAACAACACCUGAAAGUGAACAAGGUUCUGGAUGGGCUUUAAAGUUUGUUGCAAUUCUAAUUGUUGCAACACUUGUGGCGGUUAUUUUCACAUUAAUUAAAUCAAAACGCAGAGCUGACGAUGAUUUUAGUGUUAUGAGUAGAGAAAAUAAUGAUGAUGUGGUUCAGGUUCAUGUUCCUAGCUCCAACUAUAGUAGAGCAUCAGAAGUCAGUAAAAAAGAAUCUAAGAGAGGUUCUUCAAAGAGCGGUGGAAUGGGUGAUCUUAUUAUGGUGAAUGAUGAAAAAGGUGUGUUUGGUUUACCUGAUUUGAUGAAAGCUGCUGCUGAGGUUUUGGGAAAUGGUGGCUUGGGUUCUGCUUAUAAAGCUGCAAUGACUAAUGGGUUAUCCGUAGUUGUCAAGAGGAUGAGAGAGAUGAAUAAAGUGAGUAGAGAUAUAUUUGAUGCUGAGAUGAGACGGUUUGGGAGACUCAGAAACCGUAAUAUUUUGGCUCCUUUGGCUUACCAUUACCGCAGAGAGGAGAAGUUAUUUGUUACUGAAUACAUGCCCAAAGGAAGCUUGUUAUAUGUCUUGCAUGGUGAUAGAGGAUCAAGCCAUGCUGAAUUAAAUUGGCCAACUCGAUUGAAGAUUGUGAAGGGAAUCGCCCGUGGUUUAACCUUUCUCUACACCGAAUUCGCAUCCGGAGAUCUUCCGCAUGGAAACCUUAAAUCAAGCAAUAUACUUCUAACUGAUAAUUAUGAGCCACUUUUAAGUGACUUUGCAUUUCAUCCAUUAAUCAACCCAAACUAUGCAGCACAAACAAUGUUUGCAUACAAAACUCCUGAUUAUGUUGUCUACCAACAUGUUUCACAGAAAACCGACGUUUACUGUCUCGGAAUUAUCAUUCUUGAAAUCAUUACUGGCAAGUUCCCUUCUCAAUAUCACAGUAAUGGUAAAGGUGGCACUGAUGUAGUUCAAUGGGUUUUCACAGCAAUUUCUGAGAGAAGAGAAGCAGAAUUGAUUGAUCCAGAGUUAGCAGGAAAUAAUGCAGAUUCAAUUAAUCAAAUGCUACAACUUAUUCAAAUCGGGGCUGCUUGCACAGAAAGUAAUCCUGAACAACGACUUAACAUGAAGGAAGCUAUUAGGAGGAUAGAGGAAUUACAAGUUUAA
This is a messenger RNA of Vicia faba (fava bean), 1845 nucleotides long. The record is from the annotation of a GenBank genome assembly. NCBI's taxonomy places the organism in Eukaryota, Viridiplantae, Streptophyta, Magnoliopsida, Fabales, Fabaceae.